Hyaloscypha bicolor E is the source of this 1373-nucleotide messenger RNA. Its product is annotated as P-loop containing nucleoside triphosphate hydrolase protein. Bases 1 to 1155 code for a protein of 384 amino acids. Lineage: Eukaryota; Fungi; Ascomycota; Leotiomycetes; Helotiales; Hyaloscyphaceae. The transcript has 4 exons. Gene Ontology annotation, biological process: DNA-templated DNA replication; DNA repair. Gene Ontology annotation, cellular component: DNA replication factor C complex; nucleus. The record is from RefSeq and is a predicted model, not a curated record. Gene Ontology annotation, molecular function: ATP binding; DNA clamp loader activity; DNA binding.
AUGGAAGCGUUUUUCGGCAACAAGGCACAGAGGAAGGCUGCUGCAACGAACGGCAACUCCUCCAAAGCUCCGGCCACAAAGGAGAACACCCGUCUGCAACCAUGGGUUGAGAAAUAUCGUCCCAAGAGUCUGAACGAUGUUACUGCUCAAGAUCACACCAUCACAGUCCUCCAACGAACGCUCCAAAGCUCCAAUCUCCCACACAUGCUUUUCUACGGUCCCCCAGGCACAGGUAAAACCUCCACCGUCCUAGCUCUAGCAAAAGAGCUCUACGGCCCCGAGCUCAUCAAAUCCCGCGUCCUCGAACUCAACGCCUCCGACGAGCGCGGCAUCAGCAUCGUCCGCGAGAAAGUAAAAGACUUCGCACGCAUGCAGCUCUCAAACCCCUCUGCUGCAUACCGCGCCCAAUACCCCUGCCCACCAUACAAAAUCAUCAUUCUCGACGAGGCGGACUCCAUGACGCAAGAUGCGCAGUCUGCUCUCAGGAGGACGAUGGAGACGUACAGCAAGAUCACAAGAUUCUGCUUGAUUUGCAAUUAUGUGACCAGGAUUAUUGAUCCGUUGGCGAGUAGAUGCUCGAAGUUUAGGUUUAAGAGUUUGGAUCAGGGGGGUGCAAAGAGGAGGGUGGAGGAGAUUGCGGAGAAGGAGGGGGUGAAGUUGGAGGAUGGGGCGGCGGAUGCGUUGAUCAAGUGCAGUGAGGGGGAUUUGCGGAAGGCGAUCACGUUCUUGCAGAGUGCGGCGAGGCUGGUCGGGGCGGUGAGCCUGAGAGAGGACGAAGACGAGAAUGCGAUGGAUAUUGAUGAGAAAGAAAGUAAGACUGUCACUGUGAAGAGCAUCGAGGAUAUUGCGGGGGUGAUUCCAGAUGAGACGAUCGAGAAACUGGUUAAGGCUAUGCAGCCGAAGUCGAAGGGCUUGACUUAUGAGGCCGUGGCGAAGGUUGUUACGGAAAUGGUGGCCGAUGGUUGGAGCGGUACCCAGGUUGUCUCACAGCUCUUCCAAUCCAUUAUCUACAACGAAUCAAUUCCCGACGUACAGAAGAACAAGAUCACCCUCAUCUUCUCCGAAGCGGACAAACGCCUUGUGGAUGGUUCUGACGAGCACCUUACAAUUCUGGAUCUCGCCUUACGAGUAUCGAAUAGCCUGGCAGGAGCUUGAUAACACGGCUGUGGAAUAUGUGUUGCAUAGCAUGAGAGGCUCAUUUGGUGUUUGGGCGCAUUCGGAGAGCCAAAUGGCGAAACUAAAACAUGGAAGGAUAUGAAUGACUAUAAAGUUGUCGGACUUUGAGCGAGGACAUAAAAGAGUGUAAAUCCAUGGAUUUGCUAGAUUACGAAUUGGAAUGAAUCCUGAAGACACGUUUGGCUACAGGACAAAUG